GACGGUACAACGAUAAAUACCAGCACGUACAGCGCAUGCGCCCCGAUUGAAUUUGCAAAACAAACAAGUCAGUACCGUCAGGUGCACCGUGCAUAUCGCAUAACAGAUGGUAUUUCAUUCCGUAAAUAUUAUUGUGAACCAGUGGAGUGCACGAGAUAGUCAGAUAAUAUUGGGGAUUCGCUAUCAUUUAAUGAUAAAUGAGUAGCGCGACCUCAGGACUAACGGUAUAAACCCAAACAAACACCGGAUCGAGAGAAAGCGUUGAGGAUUUCCAGCGGAGUGAAAGCAUCGACUGCCAGUGCAACCGUAGCGUCGCGACGAGCGGACGAAAACAUAACCUCAACAUGUCUCUCGCAAUCGCUUCAGCGGUAAUUCUGACAAGUGCCGCAGCUGUUUAUUGGUACAUAAACAGGCAUAAACCCUUGAAGCACAUCCUCAGUGAACUGAAGUACGCGCUAGACAUGCAGGGCGCAGGCGCCGGUGGCCUUAUUGAUGACUGGGUUAAUAUCAGGAGAAACAAAAUUGUGUUGCCAGACGCGAAGAGGAAAAUUGCGGUCAUUACGGGCGGAGCUCGCGGAAUAGGGGUCGAAGUCGUGCGAGGACUGUUAAAGGCAAAUAUGAUGGUCAUCGCUGGUGUCAGGAAACCGGAAGCUAUGAAGAAGCUAGCUGAUAACAUGGAGAAUGGUGAUAACAUCAUAGCCUUUCCAUUGGAUUUGCAGUCGUUGAAAUCGGUCAAGAAUUUUGCACAGACUGUUAUGGAAAAAUUCCCGACUAUUCAUCUACUUGUCAACAAUGCUGGGAUAAUGUACGGAGACUAUCAUGUUACUGAAGACGGAUUUGAGAAUCAAUUAGCGGUCAAUCAUCUGGGUCACUUUUAUUUGACACAUUUGUUGUUGCCAGCACUAAAAAAGGGUGGCGCUCUCGGCGAGGCGGCCAGGGUGGUGAAUGUGACAUCGUGUGCUCAUUACCCUGGGAAGAUAUUCUUUGAUGACAUCAAUAUGAAGGAGCACUACGACACGACGGCGGCGUAUGCGCAGGCUAAACUGGCACAGUUAAUGAGUGCUCGUUACAUCAACAAGAUGAUGGAAGAAGAAGGAUAUCCGGUGAAAUGUUAUGCGGUUCACCCCGGCAUUGUGGACACAGAUCUGUUUGAACACACCAUGUUCAAAAAAGCUUUCCCUUGGCUCAUGAAAGUAUUCUUCAAAACCCCGGCUAAAGGGGCAGUUUCUAUACUUCAUGCUUGUUUCGACCAAGAUAUAGAGAAAAAAGGAGGAUUAUACAUAAGUAACUGUAUUGAAGGUAUUAGCAAUAGUUUCUCAAAGAAAUUAGAUUAUCAAGAAAAGCUUUAUGAUCUUUCAUGCCAGUUAGUUGGCAUCGAUAAGGCAAAUUUUGGUAGAGCAUGAGGCUAGUUUCGAUAUUAAUGAAACAAACAAUCCCGCUGGGAGGAAAACAAAAGACUUUAGAUAUAUAAGUACAAUAUAAAGACUAUUUAUGAUAUAUAAUAUUAAAUUAUAUGACUGUCUUUGAAUAUGAUUCAAAAUAAAUGAUUCUCAUACUA
Molecule: messenger RNA, 1558 nt
Organism: Spodoptera frugiperda (fall armyworm)
Lineage: Eukaryota; Metazoa; Arthropoda; Insecta; Lepidoptera; Noctuidae
Product: dehydrogenase/reductase SDR family member on chromosome X
Exons: 3
Coding region: 345-1403 (352 amino acids)
Source: RefSeq, a predicted model, not a curated record